Brassica napus (rape) is the source of this 1783-nucleotide messenger RNA. RefSeq names its product PR5-like receptor kinase. The coding region runs from base 695 to 1552 and encodes 285 amino acids. Gene Ontology annotation, biological process: defense response. The transcript has a single exon. Lineage: Eukaryota; Viridiplantae; Streptophyta; Magnoliopsida; Brassicales; Brassicaceae. The record is from RefSeq and is a predicted model, not a curated record. Gene Ontology annotation, cellular component: extracellular region.
UCUUCUUGACAAACAAUUUGUUGGAACAAUACUCAACACAAUUGUCAAAAAUAUACAAAUUUGAAUAAAUACUGUAAUGACAAUCUUUUUUGAAUAUUACUUUCCGAUUUCCUAUCGAUAAAAUGAAGAUCAUUAGGAUUCCAUACACGAAAUUCACAAGUAACUAAUUAUGCAUCUAUCAAAUUCGAAAAAAGAUUCGAAGAUGGAUAUACGAUGUAAUUAUCUUUUUCAUACUGAAAUACUAAAACAAACAAAAUUUUCAUCUUUAGCAAACAAAAAGAUGUGUGGGAUAAUGAUAAUCUUAAAAUCUUGGCCAAUAUACAGGGUUAACCGGUCAAGCAUAAAAGUAUAGAAGAAAAAAGUAUAAAAUUAGUGAGAGUAACAUCUGCACCACAAAAAGGACUGAGUCUCUACCAAUAAUACAAAAUUAUUGAUUGAAUUCCAGUAUUUCACUGAAAGCAUGGUCAGAAAACAAUAGAAGAUAAAAAGAAGAGUUAAUCCGACAACAACAGCUACUAACCAAACUAUUAAAAGUUUUGAAAUCGUCAACCAUUUGUAUUGAUAUUACGAAUUGAGAAAUGCAACGCAGAACAAUAUAUCAUUUUUUUUAACAUUGUUGUAACGUAAGAGAACAUAAACACAAAAUAAAAGAUAUAUGCAAGAGUGAAAUAUAGAUCAGAGUUUAUUUGGCAAAAUGGCAGAGAUACUGCUGAUGAUUUUCCUCCUUGCUUCACAUUUAUUUGUCUCCGGUACGAUAAAUCAUAUUUACCGCUUUUUUAUUAAUCAUUUUUAUGUAUUUAUGUUUAUAAUAACUCGUAUAGGAGUGUUGUCGGUGAGUAUCUUUACCAUAGAGAACAAAUGCGACCACACAGUGUGGCCAAUGAUCUACUCAUGGACGUCCUCCCAAGUGAACUCCACCGGUUUCGCUCUAAAGAAAGGAGCGGCUCGUGACAUACGUGCGCCGUUUGCGUGGUUUGGUCUUAUCUCCGGUAGGACGCUCUGCUCCACCGACACGUCCACAAGGAACUUCUCUUAUGCCACGGGAGACUGUGAAUCCGGAAUAGUUGAAUGUCCCGGUGAUGAUUACAGUUGGUCUUCAAGGACAUACGCCUCCUUUAGACUCGAUAAAGGCGGUUCCGACAGCUACGCAGUUAGUGUCGAAUACGGUUAUAAUCUUCCUAUCAUGGUGGUCCCGUCUAUGAAGAGUUUUACAUGUAUCACGUCCGGUUGUGUGGUUGAUCUGAACAAGACUUGUCCAGAGGAUCUUAUGACAUUCUCUGGGGAAACGCUAAUAGCUUGUAGUAGUCCGUGUCAAGAAUCCGGUACGCCGGAGAGUUGCUGCCUCAAUGAGUAUAGGUCCAAAGAAAAUUGCAAACCAACAACAUACACGAAGAACUUUUUGAACGCGUGUCCACUUGCUUACAUAUAUCCUUACGCCGACAAUAACAGUACUAUUACUUGCCCAAACACAACCGAUUACGUCAUCACGUUUUGCCCUACUUCAUUCACUCCCAACAAAAAACUUCAGGUAAAUUCCCGUAAAUACGCUUAAUAGUUGUUUUCCUUUCAUUCUUCUGGGGUUGACACUACAAGAAAACAGCAAGGAUUCUGAGGGAAAAAAUCGUCGGAAUUUCGUCGGAAUUUCGUUAUUCCGACGACAUACCGACGAAACAAGUCCUCGGAAAUAAUUCCUCGGAAUUUCUUUUUUCCUCGGAAAUCCCUCGGAAUUUUCCGACGGAAUUCCGAGGAAACAAAUUUCCGAGGAAAUUCCGAGGAUCACUAG